AGAUGGGAGAGAGUGCAUAUAGACUAUGCGUAUCGCGAUCAGCAAUGGUUUCUUGUGCUGGUGGACGCCCAUUCUAAAUGGAUUGAAGUGUUUGUGAUGAACAGUACUAGUAGUGAGAAGACCGUGGAAAAACUGCGCAGUGUGUUUGCGGCGUACGGGCUACCGGAAGAGGUAGUGACCGAUAAUGGGCCUCAAUUCACAUCAGCAGAUUUCGAAGUCUUUUUGAGUAGGAAUGGCGUCCUACACAGCAAGUCUCCGCCCUACCAUCCCGCCUCCAAUGGCAGCGCGGAACGCUGCGUACAAACCGUGAAAAAGGCUUUGUUUAAACGAGUGCUGGACGAGCAGAGAAGCGGCCAUGCGAAGUCUCUGCAACAUCGCGUCGAUCAGUUCCUAUUUAGUUACAGGAACACACCCACCGGGACAACCGAUGAAACUCCGGCCCAGCUGUUCCUGUCCUGGAGGCCCAGAACAAGACUGAGUCUGCUGCACCCCGACAUAGAGCAACGAAUGAAAAAGAGACUCGAGCGAACCAAAGAAUACGCAGACCAGCACCGGGGACCCUGGAGAGAGUUCUCUGAGGGUGACCAAGUUAUGAUAAAAGGCUUACGGGCCGGAGAUUCCAAAUGGCUGACGGGCACAGUGACGAAGUGCCUCCUCAAUUUCAAUUAUAAAGUCUCUUUUGGGAACUACACGUGGGGCUAG
Molecule: messenger RNA, 702 nt
Organism: Ixodes scapularis (black-legged tick)
Lineage: Eukaryota; Metazoa; Arthropoda; Arachnida; Ixodida; Ixodidae
Exons: 2
Coding region: 97-702 (201 amino acids)
Biological process (GO): DNA integration
Molecular function (GO): nucleic acid binding
Source: RefSeq, a predicted model, not a curated record